Cajanus cajan (pigeon pea) is the source of this 4779-nucleotide messenger RNA. Its product is annotated as disease resistance protein RUN1. The record is from RefSeq and is a predicted model, not a curated record. NCBI's taxonomy places the organism in Eukaryota, Viridiplantae, Streptophyta, Magnoliopsida, Fabales, Fabaceae. Gene Ontology annotation, molecular function: ADP binding. Gene Ontology annotation, biological process: defense response; signal transduction.
AAGUCCCAACGGUUGACCUUAAGUGCUUUGAUGGAAUUCGCGUCUUCUUCACCAUCCUUCUCAGAAUCCAAACCCAAAUGGAAAUACGAUGUGUUCAUCAGUUCUGGGGGUGGAGACAUCUGCAGGGCUUUUGUUUCUCAUCUCCAUUCCGCUCUUUUAGAAGCUAAAGUCAACACUUUUCUUGAGGAUGAGAAUGAGCAUAAGAACGAGGUUAUGCGAGCAAUAGAAGGGUCUCAGAUAGCAAUAGUUGUUUUCUCCAAAAGCUAUGCUGUACCUACUUGGGGGCAAUCUAUUUGGUGUCUCGAGGAGCUUGAGAAAAUCAUUGAAUGCCACGAAACUGUUAUGCCCAUAUUUUACGAAAUUGACCCAUACGAUGAACGUCAUCAGAAGGGUGAUCUUGUGAAAGCGCUCAAAGCAGCUGAACAGGAAAUGUUUUCAGGAGAACUCCUGGAAAUCAGGUUGUCAAGGUGGAGCCGUUCACUCUCCAAAGUUGCAAAUUUCCGUCGUUGGGUUCAGAGCGAUUUCACGAAUGAAGCUGAACUAGUGCGGGAAGUUGUUGACCACAUUCUUACUAAGCUAGACAACGAAGUCUUGCCUAUUACCAAAUUUCCUGUUGGUUUAGAAUCCCGCGUGGAGAAAGUGAUUGGAUUUAUUGAAAAGCAAUCCAACAAAGUCUGUAUCAUAGGGAUAUGGGGAAUGGGAGGUUCCGGUAAAACUACCACAGCCAAAGCCAUCUACAAUCAAAUUCAUCGUACAUUCAUGGAUAAAAGUUUCAUUGAAGAUAUUAGAGAAGUUUGUAAAACAAAAGGUAGAGGGCAUGUUCGUUUACAAGAACGACUUCUUUCAGAUAUCCUUAAAGGAAAGGUCAAGAUACAAAGCAUUGGGAAGGGCACAACUAUCAUCAAGGAAAGACUUUGUGGAAAAAAGUUGCUCAUUGUACUUGAUAAUGUGAAUGAGAUGAGCCAGUUACACCUAUGUGGAAAUCGUGAAUGGUUUGGUCAAGGAACUGUAAUAAUCAUUACAACCAGAAAUCUUCGCCUGCUUGACCGAUUUAAAGUUGAUUAUCUUUAUGAGAUGCAUAAAAUGGAUGAAAAAGAGUCCCUUGAGCUUUUUAGUUGGCAUGCUUUUGGAGAAGCAAAACCAAGAGAAGACUUCAACGAAUUUGCAAGAAAUAUAGUUGCUUAUUGUGGAGGACUACCACUAGCUCUUCAAGUCCUUGGUUAUUAUUCAUUUGGACAGACAUCAAAGGAAGUGUGGGAAAGUCUUUCAUCAAAUCCAAAAAUAACACCCUUUGAUCAAAUUCUGGAGAAAUUAAGAAUAAGUUUUGAUGAUUUACAAGAUCAGAUGGAAAAGGAUAUAUUUCUUGAUAUAUGUUGUUUCUUUAUUGGUGUAGACAGAGCCUAUGUUACUAAUAUACUAAAUGGCUGUGGUUUAUAUGCUGAUAUUGGAAUAACAGUUCUCAUAGAGUGUAGCCUCAUAAAACUUGAAAAGAACAACAAACUGGGAAUGCAUCCUUUGCUUCAAGAAAUGGGAAGAGAAAUAAUUUGUGAAAGUUCAAGAACGGAACUUGGGAAGCGCAGUCGGUUGUGGUUUGAAGGGGAUGUACUCUAUGUAUUGGAAAAGAAUACUGGGACCAAAGCUAUUGAGGGAUUGGCUCUGAAAUUGCAUUUAUCCAACAGAUAUUUCUUCAUCAAAGCUGAUGCUUUUAAGAAAAUGAAGAAUUUGAGACUGUUACAACUUGAUAAUGUACAACUCACUGGAGAUUAUGGGUGUCUUUCUAAGCAACUGAGAUGGAUCAGGUGGAAAGGAUUUCCUCGAAGAUACAUACCUAACAACUUUUAUCUGGAAGGUGCAAUUGCGAUUGAUUUAAAACACAGUAAUCUUAGACUAGUCUGGAAAGAUCCCCAGGAUUUAGGGUGGCUAAAAAUCCUCAAUCUUAGUCAUUCCAAGUACUUGAAAGAAACCCCUGAGUUUUCAAAACUACCAAAUCUUGAAAAGCUCAUUCUCAAAGAUUGCCCUAGUUUGUGCAAGGUACACAAGUCCAUUGGAGAUCUCCGCAAUCUUAUUCUAUUAAAUUUGAAGGACUGUAAAAGUCUUGCCAAUCUUCCAAGGAGAGUUUACAAGUUGAAAUCUGUGAAAAGUCUCAUCCUUUCGGGUUCUUCGAAGAUUGACAAAUUGGAAGAAGACAUAGUGCAGAUGGAAUCCUUGACAACUCUAUUUGCUAAAAAUACUGCUGUGACACGAGUUCCCUUUUCAAUAGUAAGAUCAAAAAGCAUUGAUUAUGUAUCCCUAUGUGGAUAUGAAGGAUUAUCACAUAAUGUUUUUCCUUCUAUCAUUUGGUCUUGGAUGUCACCAAAAAUGAAUCCCCUAACUCGUAUUCAUUCAUUUAGUGUCACUUCAUCAUAUCUAGUUUACAUGGAUUUGCAGAACAAUAUUUUGGGUGAUCUAGCAUCAGCGGUUAGAAAUCUUUCAAAUCUUCGUAGUCUUUCGGUGCAAGACACAGAAUUUCAACUAUCUAAACUAUUAAGAACAAUUCCGGAUGAUGCAUAUGGUGUAAAUUUUACUGAAUUUGAAAUAAGAUCAGAUACAUCACAAAUUUCAAAUCAAUACCAGGGGUCUUAUUUGAUUGGAAUUGGAUGUUACCGUGCAGUCUUCAAUACUCUCAUUGAUAGCAUAUCUAAGGGAUUGACAACCAACGAGUCUUGUGAUAUUUUUCUCCCUGGUGACAAUUAUCCUUACUGGUUGGCUCAUACGGGUGAGGGACAUUCAGUGUAUUUUACUGUGCCCAAGGAUUGUCGCAUAAAGGGAAUGACUUUGUGUGUUGUUUAUUUAUCAACCCGCGAAAACAUGGCAACUAAAUGUCUAGUUAGUGUUUCAAUGGUUAAUUACACAAAGUGCACCAUGCAGAUACACAAGCAAGACACAGUAAUUUCAUUUGAUUGGCAGGGCAUAAUAUCACAUUUGGGACCUGGAGACAAGGUAAAAAUUUUUGUGACUCUUGGGAAUGGAUUGGCAAUCAAGAAGACAGCUGUCUAUCUAAUGUGUGAUGAAUCAAUUGGCAUGGAAAUAAAGCCUUCUCCCAAGACAAAAAUGGAAAUGAAGCCUUCUCCCAAGACAAAAAUGGAAAUAAAGCCUUCUCCCAAGACAAAAAUUCCUUCGAACCAAAAGGAUAAAAAGCCUUCUCCCGAGACAAAAAUUGCUAGGAACCAAAAGGGCCUAUCAAGUGUUUUUGCUAGGCGGUAGCAGUAGUUAGAAUAAUGAAGGUCUCACUUUGACUUGGACUAUGUGAAACUUAUAAAUACCCUUGUACAUACGAUUAGGGGGAUUCAUUUUUUGGUAAUUGAUAAUAAACUGAUUUUACAGUAUGAAGGGGGUCUUUCUUCCCUUGGCAGAGCAGAAUAAUAGACUUUCUCUCUGAUUCUCUUCCUUCUCCCAUCUCUCUUCUAUUUCAAUUCUGAAUCUUGACUGUUGGGAUCUAUCAGAAAAUGUCAUUGUUAGUUUUAUAAAGAUAGGAGAGGUUUUAAAUUUUAAUCAAUUUUUACUGGGCUCGCCAAAAGUCAGUCUAGGAUUCCCAUACUUCUCGGAGAGAGGAGGGAAGAACUUAUGAAACACAUAUAUAAAGGAGAAAUUCAUCAUAAAAUCUCGAUAAGAGUUCAUUUCCCAUUGUGCUAGGCCUCGUGGUGUCUAGACAAGGUGUGUGAUACUGUGAUGCAGUAGAAUAGUAGCAAUAUUUGGUGGAUGACAGGUAUUCUAACCACAAUUUGAAUCAACAGACUUUGGGUAUUCAUAGGGCUGAAAUUUCUGAAAUCAUUUUCAUCUUCGAGUAGUAUUGGUAUGCACAACAUGCCUAUAUUUUUUCAGAAAAUAUACGGUUAAUACCUUCAAUUAUAAUUGAUGCCCUCUUGCUGCAAGUAUUAUCUGUGUGGAAUCGAAAAGAUGGAAGAAUUGGAAAUCAACCAUAUUUUGAUUUUGCAAAGGAAUUUUUCAAGGAGGUCAAGAGGUGGCACCUUGAAGGAACUAAGAGGAAUGUGCUAGACAUGAAAAUUUGGACCAGUCAAAGCCCAAUGGGCUUGAUGGGCUUGGAAGGCCCAAGUUGCUCCUCACAUGGGCCACACCUUGAGAUAUUCAUUUUCUUCUAUUUUUGUAUAUAUUAUAUUAGUAUAGGUUUCAUAUAUUUUGGUCUUUUAUUUUGGAUCACAUAGAGUAACAUUUUGGAGUAAAAGGCAAAUCACUUCUUUGAAUUUGAUAGAUCUGGUUUCUAUUAUUAUUUGCUGUGUGAAUUUUGGAGUAAAAGGCAAAUCACUUCUCUAAAUUUGAUUCUCAAAAUUGGAAGAACAAAAAAAGUAAAAAAAAAAAAGAAAGAGAAAAAUAAAAAACAUUUGAAAAAGUUGAGAAGGAUAGAAAGGAAGAAAAGAGACCAAAAUUCACUAAGUCUUGGAUCUAGCUAUUAGAAUCAAUUUUUUUGUGAACUCUUCAAAAUUAUUUUGGUUUUCUUAAUCUACUUUAGAGCCUUUUUAAGAUCUUUCUCUUUGAGUGCUAACCAUUCCUUGAGAGUCUUAAUUUUUAGCUUUGUGUCUUUAUUGGCUUUCUUUGAGUUUUGUCAACUAUUACAUAUUCUUUGUUGGUAUAAGCUUCCUAAUUCUUUUCUUGUGCUUGUCAAGUUUUCAAUUAAAAAAAAUCUAGUGCUGGAAGUUGUGCUAAACUCUUGCAAGGAGUUCAAACAUUGCUCACAAAAGCUAGAAGGAAAGGAUUGCUAAUACUAAGCCAAAGGACUUGAAA